AGACACCUCUUGCAGAAAGAGUGAAGACACGGCAGGAGUUUGGGCUCUCUGUUGUGGAAGCUCAACUUGCAGAUAGGACAUGUGUCCAUGAGCCCGAAGUUUUUUGCCAGUUUGAGUGGGAGGAUGCUCUUUCUACCUGGGAGGAGUCUUUGCGGUGGACAAAGGGCAGUAGGACAUUAACUGUGUCAACAUCUACCGUAUGGUAUAUAUAACAUGGGUCCUUGAAUAAAGACCCAAACAUCAGCAUUGGGAAAGUGACUGACACUUUGAUGAGCAUGGACCUCACAGCGGAGAAUCACUCCAUUCCGAUGAGAGAUGGAAACAGCAUACCUUUGAUAGGACUGGGAACUUAUGGGGAUCCCCAAAGGACCCCUAAAGGAACUGCAUAUGAAUCAGUCAAACUGGCGAUUGAAACAGGGUACAGACACAUUGAUGGGGCUUUGGUCUAUUUCAACGAACAUGAGGUGGGACAAGCUAUAAGGGAGAAAAUUGCAGAUGGAACUGUGACAAGAGAGGACAUAUUUUACUGUGGAAAGUUGUGGAACACAUUCCAUCCCCCAGGAAUGGUUCGUCCAGCUUUGGAGAAAACGUUGAAGACAUUACAGCUGGAUUAUGUCGACCUCUAUAUUGUAGAAAUGCCCACAGCCUUCAAGCCAGGAGAUAUAUAUUACCCCAGAGAUGAGAAUGGGAAGUACAUUUAUCAUCAAACAGACCUCUGUGCGACAUGGGAGGCUUUGGAGGCUUGCAAAGAUGCCGGGCUGAUAAAAUCUAUUGGAGUAUCCAACUUCAACAAGAGGCAACUGGACUUGAUCCUUAACAAACCUGGGCUGAAACACAAGCCUGUGUCAAACCAGGUUGAAUGCAAUCCAUAUUUCACUCAACCAAAGUUGCUUGAGUUCUGCCAGAAGAAUGAUAUCGUCAUUGUGGGAUACAGCCCUUUGGGGACAUCUAGAGAUGCAUCCUGGGUGAACCUAAAAUGCCCCCCGCUGUUGGAAGAUGAACUACUGGCAUCGAUUGCUAAAAAGUAUAACAAGACCACAGCCCAGGUGGCCUUGAGGUUCAACGUGCAGAGAGGAGUGGUGGUCAUCCCGAAAAGCUUCAACCCUGCUCGCAUUAAGGAGAACUUUCAGAUUUUCGACUUCUCGCUUUCGGAGACUGAGAUGAAGGCAAUUGAGGGAUUGAACAAGAAUAUUCGUUUUGUGGAACUUCUCAUGUGGUCUGAUCACCCAGAGUAUCCAUUUCACGAUGACUACUAGAUGUCAGAGAUGUCAAGACUUCAGCUAAAUUGGAUCAAUCCAGCUGCAACGAAAAUUAGUAUUUUGAAUUUACUUAAUUUUAAUGUGUACAUUGAUCCCACGUGAUCAUAAUGUGUCUGACAAUAAAACAUGUUUUUC
This is a messenger RNA of Etheostoma cragini (Arkansas darter), 1394 nucleotides long. RefSeq names its product aldo-keto reductase family 1 member D1-like. Gene Ontology annotation, biological process: bile acid biosynthetic process. The record is from RefSeq and is a predicted model, not a curated record. Gene Ontology annotation, cellular component: cytosol. Gene Ontology annotation, molecular function: aldose reductase (NADPH) activity; Delta4-3-oxosteroid 5beta-reductase activity. The coding region runs from base 270 to 1256 and encodes 328 amino acids. The transcript has 10 exons. Lineage: Eukaryota; Metazoa; Chordata; Actinopteri; Perciformes; Percidae.